This is a messenger RNA of Pyrgilauda ruficollis (rufous-necked snowfinch), 1933 nucleotides long. RefSeq names its product adrenoceptor alpha 1A (gene ADRA1A). Gene Ontology annotation, biological process: regulation of cardiac muscle contraction; positive regulation of cytosolic calcium ion concentration; adenylate cyclase-activating adrenergic receptor signaling pathway. Gene Ontology annotation, molecular function: alpha1-adrenergic receptor activity. NCBI's taxonomy places the organism in Eukaryota, Metazoa, Chordata, Aves, Passeriformes, Passeridae. The coding region runs from base 1 to 1395 and encodes 464 amino acids. Gene Ontology annotation, cellular component: membrane. The record is from RefSeq and is a predicted model, not a curated record. The transcript is spliced from 2 exons.
AUGGCUUUCCUCCCUGGAAACUCUUCCGAGUGCUCCAACUGCACCCACUCUGUGGAGCCUGUGAACAUUUCCAAGGCCAUUUUACUGGGUGUUAUUCUAGGGGGGCUGAUUGUUUUUGGGGUUUUGGGUAAUAUCCUGGUUAUCCUGUCCGUAGCCUGCCACAGACACCUCCAGAGUGUCACCCACUAUUACAUCAUCAACCUGGCUGUAGCUGACCUUCUCCUGACUUCUACCGUCCUGCCCUUCUCAGCUACCAUGGAGAUUUUGGGUUACUGGGUCUUUGGGAGGAUCUUCUGCAACAUCUGGGCAGCUGUUGAUGUGCUUUGCUGCACUGCUUCCAUCAUGAGCCUCUGCAUCAUCUCCAUUGACCGAUACAUCGGGGUGAGCUACCCACUGAGGUACCCCAGCAUAGUGACAGAGAGGAGGGGCCUCCUGGCCCUGCUGUGUGUCUGGGCACUGUCCCUGGUCAUCUCUAUUGGGCCCCUUUUUGGCUGGAAGGAGCCAGCCCCAGAGGAUGAGACUAUCUGCCAGAUCACCGAGGAGCCUGGCUACGUCUUGUUCUCAGCGCUGGGCUCCUUCUACCUCCCCUUGAUCAUCAUCCUGGUGAUGUACUGCCGGGUCUAUGUGGUGGCCAAAAGGGAAAACAAAGGGCUGACCUCUGGGCUGAAAACAGAGAAAUCCCAUUCCGAGGAGGUGACCCUCCGCAUCCACUGCAAAAACAUACGUGGUGCAAGCGGAUCUGCACCCAACCCCAAGAGCAAGCACCACUUCUCUGUGCGCCUGCUCAAGUUCUCCAGGGAAAAGAAAGCUGCCAAGACCCUGGGAAUAGUUGUGGGAUGCUUUGUUCUCUGCUGGCUCCCAUUUUUUGUAGUAAUGCCUCUUGGCUCUUUCUUUCCUGCAAUCAAACCCCCGGACACACUUUUUAAAAUAACAUUUUGGCUGGGUUAUUUAAACAGCUGCAUCAACCCCAUCAUCUAUCCAUGCUCAAGUCAAGAGUUCAAGAAAGCGUUCCAUAACGUCCUGAGAGCUCAGUGCCUCCUGAGGAAGCAGCCAGCAAUGAAGCAAACCCCCAGCUUCAACCUCAACCAUCCUGCAGGCCAGAGCAUGGAGAGUGGCAAAGGGGUGGUCCGGAUCCCCGUGGGAUCAGGAGAAACUUUCUACAAGAUUUCCAAGUCAGACGGGGUCUGCGAGUGGAAGAUCUUCUCCGCCGUGCAGGGCGUGCCCACCAAAAAUGCCGUUUCCAAAGACUGCACAGGUGCCAAAGCCAAGAGCAAAGGGUUCCUGCAGGAAUGCUGCUGUGCAGGCACUUCAGGGAGUCUCGUCCAUGAGAACUGCAAAGUGCCGACCAUUAAAAUCCACUCAAUCUCCCUGAGCGAGAGUGGGGAGGAUGUAUAACCGGCUGGGUGCACCAGGUUGGCAGCUUGGGGGCCUCAUGGGAUGUCACUCUUUUUAUGGGGAAGUAGGAAUAGGCAUGACAGUUGAAAGGAUCCAGGUAUGAACAAGUGAAACAGGGCCAAAUCUUUAGAGGAAGGAUGUCUGUGAGUGCUGGGUGCAUGAAUGGAGCCCCUCAAAGAUAGUGCAUGGCUUCAGUGGAUGUUAUUCUGAGAGUCCAGCAUCUGCCAGGUGUUUCCAUGGCAUUUAAAAGCAUUAUCCCUUUAUUCUCCUCCUUUCAAGUUCACACUGCUCUCAUUUAGGGGCAGUGGAGGAGAAAGUGAGAACCACAAAGACCCUGUGCUGAUUUCAGCCUUGACACUCUGUGGCAGCUCCACCUUCAGAGCCAUUUUGUGAUUCCACCCCUCCCCAUAAAGCCAAACCUCACCUGUGGAUUUCAGUCAACUCCAUUGACAAGGAAAACUUGAUCCAAGUGACUGCACUCCACUAAGCUUCAGAGACCAAGGAGAACUUUUCCUUUUUGUACAAUCAUCCUCCCUAA